Messenger RNA from Acanthopagrus latus (yellowfin seabream), 624 nucleotides. Its product is annotated as keratin-associated protein 4-4-like. Gene Ontology annotation, cellular component: keratin filament. The coding region runs from base 1 to 624 and encodes 207 amino acids. The transcript has 2 exons. The record is from RefSeq and is a predicted model, not a curated record. Lineage: Eukaryota; Metazoa; Chordata; Actinopteri; Spariformes; Sparidae.
AUGCAAAUGAUCCUGGUGAAACUGGUGAACAACAUCAAUACACAGGAAGAUCUCUCCGCCGUGACUCAGUUAGAAAAGCUGUGUGAGACCAGGCCGUGUGAGACCAGGCCGUGUGAGACCAGGCCGUGUGAGACCAGGCCGUGUGAGACCAGUCUGUGUGAGACCAGUCUGUGUGAGACCAGGCUGUGUGAGACCAGGCUGUGUGAGACCAGGCCGUGUGAGACCAGGCUGUGUGAGACCAGGCCGUGUGAGACCAGGCCGUGUGAGACCAGGCCGUGUGAGACCAGGCCGUGUGAGACCAGACUGUGUGAGACCAGGCCGUGUGAGACCAGUCCGUGUGAGACCAGUCUGUGUGAGACCAGACUGUGUGAGACCAGGCCGUGUGAGACCAGGCUGUGUGAGACCAGGCUGUGUGAGACCAGGCUGUGUGAGACCAGGCCGUGUGAGACCAGGCCGUGUGAGACUAGUCUGUGUGAGACCAGACUGUGUGAGACCAGUCCGUGUGAGACCAGGCCGUGUGAGACCAGGCCGUGUGAGACCAGUCCGUGUGAGACCAGGCUGUGUGAGACCAGGCUGUGUGAGACCAGUCUGUGUGAGACCAGGUUUUACUUGUUCCUGGCCUAA